AUGGAAAAAAAAUACUUUCUUUGUGUUUUUUCCUCCUUCCAGACUCUGACGGCACCGGCUCCAUUUGCAGAUGAAACAAGCUGUCAGUGCCAAGCCCCCCAUGAGAAGCUAACCAUUGCACAAGCCCGCCUGGGAACACCAGUUGACAGACCUGUCAGAGUAUAUGCAGAUGGGAUAUUUGACCUCUUCCACUCUGGCCAUGCUAGAGCUCUUAUGCAAGCCAAAACUCUAUUCCCAAAUAGCUACUUAUUAGUAGGAGUUUGCAGUGAUGAUUUAACUCACAAAUUCAAAGGCUUCACUGUGAUGAAUGAAACUGAGCGAUAUGAAGCCCUCAGACACUGCCGUUACGUGGAUGAGGUCAUCAGAGAUGCACCCUGGACACUGACACCCGAGUUCCUUGAAAAACAUAAGAUUGACUUUGUAGCCCACGAUGACAUCCCAUACUCCUCUGCUGGCUCGGAUGAUGUAUACAAACACAUAAAGGAGGCAGGAAUGUUUGUACCAACACAGAGAACCGAAGGUAUCUCCACAUCGGAUAUCAUCACAAGGAUCGUCCGGGACUACGAUGUGUAUGCCCGGCGCAACCUCCAACGAGGAUACACCGCCAAAGAGCUGAAUGUCAGUUUUAUAAAUGAGAAGAAAUACCGCUUUCAAAACCAAGUGGACAAAAUGAAAGAAAAGGUCAAGAACGUGGAAGAAAAAUCAAAAGAAUUUGUUUACAAAGUGGAAGAGAAGAGCCAUGACCUCAUUCAGAAAUGGGAAGAAAAGUCCAGGGAAUUUAUUGGCAACUUUUUAGAGCUUUUUGGACCUGAUGGAGCCUGGAAGCAGAUGUUCCAGGAACGAAGUGGCCGAAUGCUCCAGGCUUUUUCUCCCCGGCAGAGCCCAAACAGCAGUCCUACGCGAGGCCGUUCUCCAUCUCGUUCUCCAUCUCCGCCCUGGGUCUUCAAUAAAGCCUCUCCUCCCUCUUCUCCAAAAGCUGCCUCUGCCUCCCUCAGCAGCAUGAGCGAGGGAGACGAGGAUGAAAAGUAAGAUAAAGAUAUAUUUUUUUAACCAUGAGACAGAAGAACAAGCUAUGAACUCAACUGCUGGAUGGGGAGAAGCGUGAGGAACAUCUGGGGUAUCUUUGACAGCAGGCAACGUGCUCUGGGAGAUGAUGCUGAAAACAGACUGGAGCACAGCAAGGGAGAUCUCAGGAGGAGCUUAUCCCAUCCCCGCUCUCUCACAGUGCCUGGAGGCCUGGCCAGCAGUGCUUGCCAGACACGAUACCGGGGACUGACAGAAAAAUACACACCUUUGUGCAAGCUCCUGUCCAUGUGUUGCUGCUUACAGCUGCUGCAGGCAGGCCAGGCUGGUGGGGAGCUCUGCACUGAGCGGCACUGGCAGGAGGAGCCCUGUUGGCUCCUGACCCGGACCCGGCACACAGGCACGUGACGGCUGCAGC
This is a messenger RNA of Tauraco erythrolophus (red-crested turaco), 1441 nucleotides long. The record is from RefSeq and is a predicted model, not a curated record. Lineage: Eukaryota; Metazoa; Chordata; Aves; Musophagiformes; Musophagidae.